AUGCUCUUCCUGGCCAUCAUCCUCAUCGAGAUCAUGCUCGGCACACCGUUCGAUACCUUCCGCAAGUCCCAUAUCCAACAACACGGCCCCUCAACCCUGGGAUCAUUCUUUUCCGAUUACGAAACGGCAAUCACGCUGCUCGGCAGGCUCGAGACCAAAGGCGGCCCAAACUACAAGCGCGCCGUUGAACGAUGCAUCAGAAACAAGCCAGAACCCCCACCAAUGCCAAAUAUGAACGGCGAUGAGUUCAAGAGACUGGUGUAUGGCCAUGUAGUAGCACCAUUAGAAGAUGAUCUCAAGCAAUACACUUUGCCAAAACUAUUGUAA
Sordaria macrospora k-hell is the source of this 327-nucleotide messenger RNA. RefSeq lists its product as uncharacterized. NCBI's taxonomy places the organism in Eukaryota, Fungi, Ascomycota, Sordariomycetes, Sordariales, Sordariaceae. The record is from RefSeq and is a predicted model, not a curated record.